UUCCUUCCCUCCAUCUUGCACGAGAAUUCCAUGGAGUUUCCAAAUUCCCAACGCGGCAGAACAAAGUCAAUAUAAUUCAACAAGCACAACCAAACCUCCAUCGAAUUCCAAUCUCAAAAAUCUCAGAGAGCUACUGAAUUUCAAGAAAUGGAGAACGAAAACGAAGGGUGGAUAUACGACGUGUUCGUCAACUUCCGCGGCAAAGACACCGGCCGUAACUUCACCGACCACCUCUGCGCCGCCCUGGACCAGAAGGGGAUCAUGGCCUUCCGGUACGAUCAGGCACUCGAGAGAGGAAAGCCCAUUUCCUCCGAGAUCCUCAAGUCGAUCGGAGAAUCGAGGUUUUCGAUCGUAGUCUUCUCGAAAAACUACGCCGCCUCGGCGCGGCGCUUGGACGAGCUCGUGGAGAUCCUCCGGUGCAUGAAAUCGACGGGCCAGAUCGUUUUUCCGGUGUUCUACGAUGUGGAUCCGUCGGAUGUGCGGAAGCAGAGGGGGGAGUAUUUUGAGAAGGCGUUCAGGAAGCAUGAGGAGGAUUUCAUGGACAAGGUGGAGAGUUGGAGAGGUGCAUUGAGAGAUGCAGCCACCCUCUCUGGGUGGAAUUUGUAUAACAAGCACGAGGCAAAAGUUAUCCAAGAGAUUGUCAAAGAGAUAUCAAAUCAAUUGAGCCAAAAGCUUUCAAGCGUGCCCGAGGAUUUAUUUGGAAUCGAUUCCCGAGUGGAGGAAAUGAAUCUCUGCUUGGAUAUGGAGGUGAACGAUGUUCGCAUUAUAGGAAUUUACGGGGAGAAAGGUAUAGGCAAGACGACAAUUGCUCAAGUUGUUUACGACAGGGUAUCUGGUCAGUUCAACGGCAGCAGCUUCCUUGCUAACAUAAAAGAAGUUGAUGAAAAACAAGGCCUAGUUCCUUUACAGGAACAACUUAUUUCGGAAAUCCUCAUGGAUAAGAAUAUUAAGAUAUGGAAUGUACAUAUAGGAGUCAAUGCAAUCCUGAACAGACUGCGCUAUAAAAAGGUUCUUCUCGUUCUUGAUGGCGUGGAUCGGUUAGAACAGUUAGAAGCCUUGGCUGGGAGCCGCGAUUGGUUUGGCGCAGGAAGUAGAAUCAUUGUAACAACCAGGGAUGAAAACUUGCUGAUCAGAUACCGUGUUGACAGGUUUUAUAGGGCACAGGCGUUGAAUCACGAAGAAGCGCUUCGCCUUUUUUGUUGGAAAGCGUUUAAACAAGGCCAUCCGCCGGAGGAGCAGUAUGUAGAGCUGUGCGAGCUUGUGUUGAAUCAUGCUCGCGGCCUUCCGUCUGCGCUUGAAGCUUUGGGGUCUUUCUUGUUUGGCAGGAGUUUAGUUGAAUGGAGAAGUGCAGUAAAUAGACUAGCACAAGUUCCUUGCACGUGGAAUUACUUGAAAUGAAUAAUUGCUCGACGAGUAAGGGCUUGUAGCUCGGUUGGUGAAGAGCGUGCACCCAUUUAGUCGAGGUCUUGAGUUUGAUUUCUCCUCCAUAAUGUCACUUGUAUAAACGAAAAUCAAGAUUAAUGAAUUAUUUUAGUGCAUUCACCCUUUUAGUCGAAAUUCCGAGAUUAAUUUGGUUAAUGGAGUUAAAAUAUCUCAUUAGUCCAUGUAAA
Messenger RNA from Malus domestica (apple), 1610 nucleotides. RefSeq names its product disease resistance protein RPV1-like. The record is from RefSeq and is a predicted model, not a curated record. Gene Ontology annotation, molecular function: ADP binding. Gene Ontology annotation, biological process: signal transduction; defense response. NCBI's taxonomy places the organism in Eukaryota, Viridiplantae, Streptophyta, Magnoliopsida, Rosales, Rosaceae.